Messenger RNA from Arvicola amphibius (Eurasian water vole), 3292 nucleotides. RefSeq names its product MIER family member 2 (gene Mier2). Gene Ontology annotation, biological process: negative regulation of transcription by RNA polymerase II. Gene Ontology annotation, molecular function: histone deacetylase binding; transcription corepressor activity. Bases 224 to 1765 code for a protein of 513 amino acids. The transcript is spliced from 14 exons. Gene Ontology annotation, cellular component: nucleoplasm. The record is from RefSeq and is a predicted model, not a curated record. Lineage: Eukaryota; Metazoa; Chordata; Mammalia; Rodentia; Cricetidae.
ACGCUGCCCUCAGUCGCCGUGGUGUGGCUCGUGCUCUCCCAGCCCGAGCGCCCCGAGCCUCCCUACCACCCCCGGGCCGGAGCGUGAGCCCCGCGGGCUCCCGCCGCACCCCAGCUCGGCCACGGCCUCCUCGCUGGAGAGGCAGAGUCCUUGUGUGGCCCCCUGCCUUACACACAGCCUGUGCCCUCAGGAGUGCAGCUCGCAGGCCACAGCAGUGGCACCCAUGGGCUCUGCAGACCACCGGUUUAACCUCGCCGAGCUCUUGUCACAGAACUACAGCCUCCGGGAGGGCUGUGCCGAGGCCCCGCAGUGCCCUGACAAGCCGGAGGACCAGCUGGACAAGGCCUUCAUCGCGCAGAGCAGUGACAUGCCCCUGGAUGAGCUGCUUGCACUGUACGGGUACAAGGCGUCAGACCCUAUCUCUGAGCAGGAGAGUGAGGGCGGAGACGUAGCCCCAACCCUCCCGGACAUGACCUUGGACAAGGAGCAGAUAGCCAAGGACUUGCUUUCUGGGGAAGAGGAGGAAGAGACACAGUCCUCCGCUGAUGACCUCACCCCAUCUGUCACCUCCCACGAGGCCUCGGACCUCUUCCGUAACCAGACUCGGUUCUUGGCUGGUGAUAAUGGCCCAGGCUCUUCGGUCUCUUCCGACACCGAGGAGGACACGCUUCCUGCCAACAAGUGCAAGAAGGAGAUCAUGGUUGGGCCUCAGUUCCAGGCUGACCUCAACAUCCUGCACUUGAGCCGACACUGCGACAAGAUCUAUGAAAAUGAAGACCAGCUGCUGUGGAGCCCCAACGUGCUCCCAGAGCGGGAGGUGGAAGAGUUCCUGUACAGGGCAGUGAAGCGGAGGUGGCAGGAGACGGCUGGCCCCCAGAUCCCAGAGGGCGAGGUGGUUAAGGACAGUGAACAGGCGCUGUACGAGCUGGUGAAGUGUAAUUUCAACGUGGAGGAGGCCCUGCGCAGACUGAGGUUCAAUGUGAAAGUGAUCAGAGACGGGCUCUGCGCCUGGAGUGAGGAAGAGUGCAGGAACUUUGAACAUGGCUUCCGUGUUCACGGGAAGAACUUCCACCUGAUCCAGGCCAACAAGGUGCGCACGCGGUCAGUGGGCGAGUGUGUGGAGUAUUACUACCUGUGGAAGAAAUCUGAGCGCUACGACUACUUUGCCCAGCAGACACGGCUGGGCCGGAGGAAGUUCGUCUCCUCUGGAAUCACGGAUGCUGAGCAGGACCUGGAUGGCCUUGACCCCGACGGCCCUGCCCGCUUGCGCCCUGAGCAGGAGUCUGAGGCAGGGGUGCCCAUAGAACUACCGAGUGUGGACAUUGCAGCUGGUGGUCUCGAUCAGCCUGGAGUGGGCUCAGCUGAGCUCUCAUCCUCUGAGCCAAAACCAUGUUCGUUCCAGCCUCUGGAGGAGCCCCCUGCUGCGGCCUCGCUGCAGCAGCUCCCCAGCAGCCUGGCCACCCCGGCUGAACUCCCACUGGUGGUGGCUGCUGCCGCUGCCGCUCCUGCUCCAGAGCCGGGCACCAGCCCCAGACUGGCUGUGGACCUUGCCCUACCUGAGGAACUGCCCCUUGUGUCCAGCCCCGUGGAUCUCAGCGAGGACACUGCAGAGCCCAUGGCUCCAGCACAGAUGGCCUUGUCAGUCACUGAAUUUGGACUCAUUGGCAUCGGAGAUGUGAAUCCCUUCCUAACUGGCCACCCCACGUGCCCAGCCUCCACACUGCGCUCGGAGCCUUUGUCACAGUGCAAUGUGAUGACCUGUUGACCCCUGGUCAUCUGUGGGCACGCGUGCUCAGAAUGGACAUGGCAGCACUGCCAGGCCUGCCCGUCAGUCUUCCUGACCCCUCCCACGCAGGCCUGCGUGGUGCCUCCUUUGCUUCAGAACAUGAUGGGACUCAGUGAAGUGGCCAGGGCCACACAGACCCCAGACCUCAGCAUCCAGUACCACCACAGCCCCUGGCUGCUAUCAUGCCAUGGAGUGACCCUGGAACUGGGCUCAGAGGGCCCAUCCCGACGUGGGGCCAGCCAUUGGCCUCUCAGCCUGCAGGGGCUGGGCAGGUGGUGCUGCCGGGGGCUUUGGGCAGGACUCACUAUGAACCAGCAGCCUCUACCCAGGCACCCUCCAUAGGCCAACUCUUUCCCCACCACAGCGGGGUUGUGGCCGCCAGCCUCUGCUCAGCGUGGGACCCUGGGGCACAGAGCCAUAUACCUCGCCCUGUGGCCGCCCUUUCUCCACCCUUAGCCGUCUCCACUUCAGGAAAAGCCGCACUUUAUACCCCACUGCCUCCUGCCCACACCCCCCACCCCGUGCUGAGGUGGGGCCUCAGCAGCCCUGGUGGGUGAGGAGCAGGUGGUCCAUUCCCUUCCUGCCCCUCUCCGUGGGGCACCUUGGGGUGCAGCUCUGGAAGCACCACCCUGCCAUCCCCCUGUCCUGAGGGUCUCAUUUCUUUGGAGGCUCCUAGCAGGGUGGCUGGGUCCGUCUUGUCCUCGGCCUCCCUCAUUUUAUUUAUGUUGGUGUUUACAAUUCGGAGUGGGGUCCCUGGGCAGGCAGCUCCGCUCGGUGUUGGCAGAGCGGUGCUGUUUGAGCCUGUGCGGCUGGACUAGACCGUCCCUGCGCCACCGAGGACACUGUGAUGUGAGACUGCCUUUGCCCAGCUCUUUUAGUUAUUAAACUUGAUUUGAAGCCCGGGGUGUUUAUGGUGGCUUGGCAGGAGCUGGGGACCUACAUUGCCCUUGUUGACCAUUAGGGACUCUGGGCAAGAGUCUGGCUGCACAGCAGAGCACAUCUGAGAGGCGUGGGAUCAACAGGCCACACAGGACCCCAUGGCAUAGGCCCAGGCAGCCAGUAAAGUUGCCAGUAAAGCUCAAACAUGGAGUAUCAGUUGACUUUGGGUGGAACCAGUGGCAGAGGAGCACUUAGGGCAGAGCCCUAGGGUGGUGGGCAGAGGUCAGUGUUUGCUGGGACAGAGGUAGUCUGUGUGGACACCAUUGGAAACUUGUACCUGGCUUCACUUCCUUGGGUACUUCAAACAGGCUGGGCAGGGACAGGGCGAUUGGACCCAGACAGUGGGGCCCAAGGCAGAGAGGAAGGAAGGCAGUCUGGGAGAGGAGAGAGCGUGGGAUCGGAGAGUUCCCACGCUGUGGGAGGUUUUUAUUUUGUGUGGACAGUGGGUCUGUUCCCAUCCACCCCUCUGCUCAUAUGUCUCCUGUUAACCUGGCACAGAACUGGCAUCUUUUCUGAUACUCCAGGCCCACUCAGUCCUGAAUCUUUUUAAAUUUUUCUGCUAAAACA